AUGGCUGCGUUUAGAAUUUCCGCUGGAGAUUGUUUUGAAUGUAUUGAACGUCUCGAACGCGUUUCGAUUUCGCCUUGUUCUUUGAGAGAAUUAGAGUCACAACUGAAACAAUUGUACGACCUCCUAGUAACCCAUCAGGCUCUGAUCGACUCACAUUUAGUCAAUUUUUUCACUGAGAACAUGUGGGACACACGCCUCCCCACAGAAUGGACAGAGGAACUAGAGAGAAUCAGAGAUGACCAGCUUACUGUUUUAUCAGCCAGAAGAGUUAGGGAAGUGGUGAAAUCUCCGUCUCUGAUUGAAUUCGUGGAAGAGUGUGACAGAAUGAGUCUGACAAGCCUCGGAGUUCCAGAAUUUCGGCGCGUACUAAGUCUUUGCACCCAUGAACAACCAAACUUAGCAAUGAACGAGAAAAAGAGACAUGAAGUCAGUCAAAUGAUUGAUUUAUUAGGAUAUCUUACAAAAGCUGUUGAAAUCAGCCAGGUGAUUGAUGUCGGCAGCGGUCGGGGUUACCUCAGUGAGGCAAUUGCUCUAAAACAUCGUCUCAAGGUCAUUGGACUUGAGAGCAAGGAAGGAAACACACACAGUGCAACGAAACGAAAUAAAAUUUUUGAGCGAGUAAUGAAAAAUAGUGUUGAGCAAAUGCAUGUUGCGUCUGCUGCUUCCUAUGUACCUGUGACUGUCACGGUCGAGGCUCGAUCAGAAUCUGAUGCACACUCAUUUCUUGAACAAUUAGCAAGAGAAUAUCCGGGCAUUUUGGACAGCAGAGAAUCAACUGCAAUAGUAGGUCUCCACACAUGCGGGCAACUAGCAUGUACAAUACAAGAAAUCUUCCUCACAGAUCCUCAUGUUAAGCUUCUCUUCUAUGUUGGCUGUUGCUACCAUCUUAUGUCUGAUGACACAGGAUUUCCUCAGAGCUCUUUUUUGAAAAGUAAACGUGCGACUUUGAGUAGAACAGCUCGAAAUUACUGCCAGACAGCGAAAGAACAGACAGGAAGCAAAUAUGUGAGGUCUGAGUCAUUAUUUUAUCGAGCAGUAUUACAAUGGAUUAUUAGACAUGAACUUGGAGGUCACGUGGACCAUUUAGAAGGCACUACAACAAUCUGA
Messenger RNA from Corticium candelabrum, 1107 nucleotides. RefSeq names its product probable methyltransferase-like protein 25. The transcript has 2 exons. Bases 1 to 1107 code for a protein of 368 amino acids. NCBI's taxonomy places the organism in Eukaryota, Metazoa, Porifera, Homoscleromorpha, Homosclerophorida, Plakinidae. The record is from RefSeq and is a predicted model, not a curated record.